AUGUACGCUAACAAGGAGAACGCAUGGGACGGCUACACGGACGACCGUUUCUAUGGCGCCAAGCGCUUUCGCGAAUACUGGCAGCGCAUGCUGGCCGAUCGAGGCGUGCGGUACUACAUCUUCACCAUCAUCGUCCUCAUGAUGGCUGCCACGGCGAAGCUCUGGCAGAUGCAAAACUUACAGCGUGAGGAGAGCGGCUUGCUGGGGCCGCGGAAAAAGCAGUACCGCAGCCGUCUAACUAUCGUGCUCGACGUUGACGAGACUAUCGUAUCCUACGGCGACAAGGCGUUCCGUCUAAAGGCCGGGCUCGUUCCCCGCCCCUAUUUGGCGGAACUGCUUGACUACCUCACCUCUAUCGAUGCGGAGGUGGUGCUGUGGUCCGCCUCGAGCGAGCGGUACAUGCGGCAGGUGCUCGGCGUAAUCGAUCCGACGGGGGUGCGCGUGUCGCAAUACCUCGCGCGCGGCAGGGAGUGGUUCACACACGACAACUACUACGAGAAGAACAUCUUGUGGCUGAAGCGGCCGCUGGAGAACACCCUUAUCAUCGAAAACCGCCCCCUUUCAGUGCGCAACUGCAACGGGAACGCCAUCCUCGUAGACGACUUCAUCCGCGGCGAGUACAUGGACACUGGCCAGGACUACCCCGCGAACGACCACGCCCUGCGGACGAUCAAGAAUAUUGUGCAAGACCUUGAGACGAGCGGCAUGUCUGUGCCGGAGUACCUCGCGAACCACAAAGUGCGCAAUAGAGCGAUUAAGGAGAUUCCGUGCCACCUUGCAAUUCGGCAGCUGCCGGAAGAAAUCGCGCGAGGUGUAUUUUACUUUAUCGGUGAUAAGUACAAGGCCAAGUCCGACGCCACUUGA
Molecule: messenger RNA, 864 nt
Organism: Leishmania braziliensis MHOM/BR/75/M2904
Lineage: Eukaryota; Euglenozoa; Kinetoplastea; Trypanosomatida; Trypanosomatidae
Exons: 1
Coding region: 1-864 (287 amino acids)
Molecular function (GO): phosphoprotein phosphatase activity
Source: RefSeq, a predicted model, not a curated record